UUUCCAACCGGCAGUGUCUCGAUCGACGCGUUCAGCCUAGCUCUGCUCAGCGAGGAUUUUUCAUUCGAAAGAAAAGAAAAAAAGGAAAAGAAAGACGGGAACAACGCGAUGAGGUGCACGAUUCUGGUGUUGCUGACCACCGCCGUCGCCCUGGUGUCUUCCGCUGGAUUGCUCGAGACGCUGCUCUCCUGGGAACUGCCGGAUGCAGUGGGCAGAUCGACCGCUCCUCAAUCGCAAUGCUUGUGUCAAACCUCGAAUUGUUUGUGCUGCGUCGAUCUGAAUCUGACGGCGACCAUCGAUCUCGGAGGUCCUGCUUGCAUCAACGUCAAGCAGAAGGAACAGAACGUCUCGUUGAACCUGAGCUACGGUGACAAUCCAGUGCACAAUGCCACCAUCAGGAUCGCCGACGCGGCGAACAGACCAACCUGCAUGAAUCUACUGUCGGAUCUGGCGCAAAUAUGCGCGAAAUUCACAUCGAUGAAGCAGGCGGAGGCUGGAUACGAUGGUUGUCUGGUGAUCGAGCCAGCUUUACUGGGAACACCGCAAGCCACCUAUCCCAUGGGAUGCUUCAAUUUCAACCAAGUGGUGCGCCAAGUUGAAGCUUCUACCAUCAUCGAGACGACAGAGGCGACGGACAGUUCCGAAGAGGAGGAUGACUCUCUGAACACCGAGGAGCUGAUCGCGGCGGUGUCAGCCAGCGCGGAGCAGGGUAUAGCUUUGUUUUCUCAAUGGCUGGGUCUCAAUUUGAACCCGAAACUAAACCUGACCAGCAAGAACAACAAUCAAGAGACCAAUCAACGAGCAGUUCCGUCCACGACCUCCAGGUCCGCUCGGGCUCAAUGGGACCAGGAAGAGAAGAACGACGAACGAUUCAAACAGUUGCUCAGCGCACAGGAUAAUAUCCUGAAGGGUUCGGCUAUGAUCGGCCAAUCGAACGGUGCUGAAACCACGUUCGUUUAUUCGAAACCCCCCGAGCUAUUGUCUGAGAAAAUCUCGGACGGGAGGAGGGUCGAUGAAAUGAAAAUCGCCCCUCAACACCUGGCCGUGGUGCCGAAAGAGUCCAGACGAGGCGGUAGAGCGUACAACAUUCACCAACACGUAAAUGAAAUUUGAAAAGAAUUAUAUUUCAUUCGACAAGACGAGGGUGGAAGUUAUAAUUUCGUAGAGUUUAGGAUAUCACACGUAGACUGUACACGAUCAUCUAGGUCAAGAGCUAUCGUUCUUUUUUCCCCAGUAUUUUAUCCUCCCUUGCAAUUUUAAAUCGUGCAAAAGAAGAUUCAAAAAUAGAUUUUUGUAUAUUACGUUUUUCUAAGCAAGGUUUCUGGAUCUACUCCCAUCUUCUUUUUACUAUUAAUUCGAUCAAUAAUCUUUCGAAUUUCGACGAAUGAUUCUAAAAUAUCGUUCGUUUAUUUCUAGUAGGCUGAAUCGAUCAUUUCUCUGUCCAGCCUCGUCAGAAUGAUCUCUCUCGCAAUUGUGAUCGUCUUUCUCUUCUUGUCUUCGCGAAGAUUUGAUUUUAUUCGAA
This is a messenger RNA of Osmia bicornis bicornis, 1522 nucleotides long. RefSeq lists its product as uncharacterized. The transcript has 4 exons. The coding region runs from base 109 to 1113 and encodes 334 amino acids. The record is from RefSeq and is a predicted model, not a curated record. NCBI's taxonomy places the organism in Eukaryota, Metazoa, Arthropoda, Insecta, Hymenoptera, Megachilidae.